Messenger RNA from Opisthocomus hoazin, 3120 nucleotides. NCBI's taxonomy places the organism in Eukaryota, Metazoa, Chordata, Aves, Opisthocomiformes, Opisthocomidae. The record is from RefSeq and is a predicted model, not a curated record.
UUAUACACUGCCCCUGAUGUACUCACCCAGGGAAAAUGGAACUACUUGUUCAUCUACAUGCACUACAUGCACAACGUAAGAAACUCACAGCAACUUAGAACCGGGUUAAGUGAAGGUGGCCCGUCCACCUGGUCGAAUCCGGUAAUUUUGUCACGAGAUGCCGGGGGGUACAACAUUGGGGACAGCAGAGAAAGAGACAUACCGUACAUUCCUGGUUCAAAUCCCGAGCUCACAAACUCCAAACCGCUCUAUACCAUUCCGUUCCCUCUUUCACUGACCGUCAGUGGCACCAAUGGCCACAGUGGCACCAAUGGCCACAAGAUCUUAUUGCCACAAUCCAGUUUAAGUUUGAGGGUAUCGUCAUACCAAAUAAAGCCGCCCUCUAGCCAGAUUUGGUUUUGCCCAACUAACCACUCGUGGGCAGAGGCUCAAGGCACGAACACGGUCGAUGCCGAGACUUUAAACAUGAUUGUGGGUGUUCAUAUAAGAGAUAAUGAGGCUGCUGGGCUUGAUUCCAUACGGCGACCUCUGCUCAGAAGGCAGGCCCUGGAGGAGCUGCCGAGCAACCACGUGAAGGAGAGGCACGCAGUGGCUGGUCUUCCCAAACGACAACCAGGAGGGCUCCAUCCGAGCCUCUGCUGGCAAGCGGUCCGGCUUCACCCCUCUGCUCGCGUAACACCGAGCUCUGAACACGACACGGGAAUUGUGGUGCUUGGAUUAAACAGAUCUCAUGCCAAGAAUGCACUUAACAAAAAUCUUUUAAAAAUGAUGUCAAAAGCUGUGGAUACUUUGAAAUCUGAUAAGAAAGUACGAACUGUUAUAUUCCGGAGUGAAGUCCCAGGGAUAUUCUGUGCUGGUGCUGACCUUAAAGAAAGAGCAAAAAUGCACUCAAGUGAAGUUAGUUCUUUUGUCUCCAAAGCAAGAGCCACUAUUAAUGAAAUGGCUAAUCUGCCUGUACCUACUAUUGCUGCAAUAGAUGGAACUGCAUUAGGUGGUGGCCUAGAACUUGCGUUAGCCUGUGAUAUAAGAGUAGCAGCCUCUUCUGCUAAAAUGGGCCUAGUUGAAACAAAGUUGGCAAUCAUUCCAGGUGCAGGAGGGACACAGAGAUUACCUCGCACAAUUGGAGUGUCUUUGGCAAAAGAACUAAUCUUCUCUGCACGUAUUGUAGAUGGUGAGGAAGCAAAAUCAAUAGGAUUGAUUAGCCAUGUGGUAGAACAGAAUGAAGCAGGGGAUGCUGCAUAUAGAAGAGCAUUAGCUCUGGCAAGAGAAUUUUUACCUCAGGGACCAGUAGCAAUGAGAGUUGCAAAACUGGCCAUCAAUCAGGGAAUGGAGGUCGACUUAGUAACAGGCUUAGCAAUUGAAGAGGCUUGUUAUGCUCAGACUAUUCCAACAAAAGAUAGAAUUGAAGGUCUUCUUGCAUUUAAGGAGAAGAGACCUCCUCGCUACAAGGGAGAAUAAAAGAAGCUGAUGCCUUUAAAAUACAGGGGGAUAAAAGUACUGCUAUGAGGACCAUUAAGGUGCACUGUUUAUCCGCACCUGGAAUAUUACAACCACCAAAGUAAAAGCAAAUCAUACUGAAGUUACAACAUUUUGAAUGUGUCCAUACUUGUACUGAGCCCAGAUAGAAAUGAAAUGUGUGUCAGCUCAUGCUCAUUACAAUUUCUGAAGGUUAAUCUGUGUAUUGGCAAGGUCACAGGUUCAUGCAGCAUUUUAAAAAUUUCAUAUGUGUGAAACAUACCAUUCUGCAAUUGAAGAAGCUCUGUAAAUUCUUUAUAUAGACAAAACCUAUAUGUGAUGUUAAGUGUAAAUCUGCUGUAUCAUUUUAUCAAAACAAAAGUGACUAUUGAACACCCAAAAAUAGAAAUUGUACUGAAUAUGCAUUAAAAUAAUCCUGUAUAUCAGUGAAAAUUAUAUUUGAGUAUUCUACCGGAAUAUGUAGAUUAUUAAUAAAGCUAAGGGAAAUGAAAAGGAUUAUUGUUCAGAAAAUGUUAAGCUUUAUUUAACUGACUUACACUAUUCUAAGCAAAAUGAAAUUAACUUUAGCACAUAAUGGCGUCCUUUUGAUUAAGUCAUUGCCAUUGUUUAAUUUAAUUGUAUUAAAUGAAGACAUUUUCGAGGCCAGCCUUUAAUGAUGCAUUCUUGUAUGUUAAACCUGGCUUUGUCUUGCAUCCUUCCAGCAUAUCAUCUGAUCAGCACUGUCUGCUGUGAGGAAACUGUGUUUCACGUGCCCCAGUUAUUUUAAAUUUUUGAUGAUUUUGUUAAAAAUUGUUGUGCAGGGAUGCGACUAAUGCACUGUUAAAGAAGCUAGAAUUCUCUUAAUCUCCAGAAUAUUCCUUUUGCAGGUCCUAAUAAUGUAUAUUUAUAUACAAUGGGGAUGAUAUGGAAAUGUUCUUUAUUCUGUGGCAGCCUCAGGGUUCUUUUCGUACAUUGAAAGAGAAAUCCAGUAGGUUACGAGGUGAGAAAACUGUUGUGAUUUGUAUUAUAUAUUUGCUGUGGAGGUGGCGUAUACAGCAAAUGCCUGGAAAUAACCUCUUAGACAGUAUUUUUGUUAACUUGACUGGAAAAUAAACAUGGCUUAGCAGUCAGAGGCUGUCUUUUUAUAUGAAAACAAAUUUCUUCGUAUUUGGUUACCAUUGGCUCACUAAACUUGUGCAUGCUCUGCUGUUUCUGCAACAUUAACUGUGGUCACUGUCCGUAUCUAUGAUGAUAAAGCAGCUGAUCAACAUGAAAUGACAAGAACUCAUUUAAAUUCAUAUUUAGACAUAUCAUUACAUGUAAAUUGAUUAUAACUGGUAGAGCACACACUUUGUUGACUGGUAAACUUGCUGAGUUGAUCAUUUCAUACACGAUAAUUUGCAAAUAAAGUACCGGUGCUUGUUUUGAUAGUCAUAGAAAGCCUAGAGGGUCAUUUUCUUGUGUUUUUGAAAUGCUAACACGUCAUUUUCAUUUUUACUGAGUAGGAAAUAAUUAUGUUAAUAGGAGAAAAAUAUAUUAAGUCUAUGCUGAUGGGUUUCUGUUUCAUAGCUUUGAUACACAGUCUGGUUAUUGAGCUGCCUCUUUUUUUAACAAGCGCUGAUGAAGUAGCUUCUGUGAAUGUCUAUUUUUAAAAAAAUUUAAUAA